GGUUCAAACAACGUCAUUACGGCGUGUACGCCCCGGCGACCUCUUCUUAUCCUUUUUCGCGGCGGUUUGUUGGAAAAUUAGACCUACCUGCCUCUCUUUCUUCUCACCGGAAUUAUCAUUCGAUCGAUCCACCGGCAGCAGAACAGCAGCGAUGGCGAAGCAGGCCCUUUUCGAUCUCGAGCGCCAGUUCGCCUUCUACGGCGCCUACCACAGCGACCCCAUCAACGUUCUCAUCCACACGCUCUUCGUCUGGCCACUCUUAUUCACAUCGCUCCUCCUCUUCCAAUUCACCCCUCCCUUCUUCCACCUCCCCUUCCAUCUCGCCGAUUCCGGCACCCUGCCCCUUAACUUCGCCUUCGUCUUCGCCCUUGUCUACGCCCUCUUCUACGUCCUCAUGGACAGGAAGGCUGGAUCCCUCGCCGCCCUCCUCUGCUUCCUCUGUUGGAUCGGCAGCCGUGCCCUCGCCCUUCGCCUCGGAUUCCCCCUCGCCUGGAAGGUUGUUUUGGCAGCUCAGUUAUUUUGCUGGACCUUCCAAUUUAUAGGCCAUGGAGUAUUUGAGAAACGAGCACCCGCUCUUCUUGAUAACCUUUUUCAAGCCUUCUUGAUGGCUCCAUUCUUCGUUCUGCUUGAGGCACUUAAUUUUAUCGGGUAUGAGCCGUAUCCUGGUUUCCACGCCAACGUCCACGCAAAGAUUGAAGCGGACCGCAAAGAAUGGCAGGCGAGCAAACAAAAGAAGUCUUUGUGAAUGGUAGCAACUCAAACACUUGUCUGUGUGAAUGUUCAAGUCCUACAUUGUACAUCUUAAAAAUUAACACAGUCGAUUUUACAAGAACAGAACCACGUUUGCCCUGAUACAUUUCCUGAAUCAUAUGUGAAAUAUAUGCAUGUGCAGUCAUACUUGUAAAUUUUUUUUUUUUUUUACCCUAUUGAAUUGGAGUUUAAACAUCAUUGGUGUGCAACUCCUUUCUAGACUUGACACUCGAAGAGUGUCCAAAGCUUUCUUUGUAAUUCUCCAACUUGUUCGGUGUUCCGUUUCUGUUGAAUAUUUGAGAAUGUGCAGUGCCUUUCACCCUUUA
Zingiber officinale is the source of this 1076-nucleotide messenger RNA. RefSeq names its product 2-hydroxy-palmitic acid dioxygenase MPO1-like. Gene Ontology annotation, cellular component: endoplasmic reticulum. The record is from RefSeq and is a predicted model, not a curated record. Gene Ontology annotation, biological process: sphingoid catabolic process. NCBI's taxonomy places the organism in Eukaryota, Viridiplantae, Streptophyta, Magnoliopsida, Zingiberales, Zingiberaceae. The coding region runs from base 152 to 745 and encodes 197 amino acids. The transcript is spliced from 4 exons.